Molecule: messenger RNA, 1185 nt
Organism: Ichthyophthirius multifiliis
Lineage: Eukaryota; Ciliophora; Oligohymenophorea; Hymenostomatida
Product: protein kinase domain protein
Exons: 2
Biological process (GO): protein phosphorylation; mitotic spindle organization; regulation of cytokinesis
Cellular component (GO): chromosome passenger complex; spindle midzone; spindle pole centrosome
Molecular function (GO): ATP binding; protein kinase activity
Source: RefSeq, a predicted model, not a curated record
AUGUAAAGAUAUAGAUAAGUAUUUUUAAAAUAAUAAUUUUUUUAUUUUUUUUUUUAAUUUAAAACAAUAAAUAUUUUAAAAAAAAGCCACUCAUAAAAUUGCAGUUAAUAAUAUUCUUAAUUAUAAAAAAUAGAUUUAGAUAUAUCUUAAUAAAAUAAUUAAUCAAUUAUAUCAAAUCUAGAUUAAUCAUCUUUAAAUUCUUCUAAUAUUUCUAAAAAAAGCAAAUUAUGUCUAGAUGAUUACGAGUUUAUAAAUAAACCAAAAAAAGAGACAAGUGAAUUAGGAAAAGGAGCUUUUGGUUAAGUAAAAUUGGCAAAAGAAAAAAAAACAGGUCGUAUAGUUGCAAUUAAGGAAAUAAAUAAAAAAAUUCUUUUAUAAAAUUCUACAGUUGAUCAUUUAAGAAGAGAAAUAAAACUAUAAAAAAAAUUAAAUCAUCCACAUAUAUUGAGACUUUUUGAUAAAUUUGAAGAUACUCAAAAUGUGUAUUUGACAUUAGAAUUUGCAGAAAACGGUUCUUUGUUUGAUUAUUUAAAAAGGAAAAAAAAAAUAAGCGAAAAAGAGUCUUUUAUUUAUUUUUUUUAAACAUGUUUAGCUUUAGAUUAUUUACAUAAAAAAGAUAUAAUACAUAGGGAUAUUAAACCUGAAAAUCUCCUGUUGGAUAAUAAAGGGAAUAUUAAAUUAUGUGAUUUUGGAUGGAGUGCAGAAAUCAAUAAUAUUCUUUCAAAAAGAGAAACUUUUUGUGGAACUCUUCAUUAUAUGUCUCCGGAAAUUUUAAAAAGUUAAAAACAUGAUAAAAAAGCAGAUAUAUGGUCUUUAGGGAUACUUUUAUAUGAAUUAACGCAUGGCUUUCCGCCUUUCAAUAGAAAAGGAAUGUCUUCUAAAGAAAAAAGCUAGAAGAAAUUAGUCUAGCGUAGUCGAAUGGUAUUUAAUUUAAUGAUUAAGAUACUUUUAAUUUAAAAAAUAUAAUUUCUAUAAUACUUAAUAUAAAUCCGGAAGAAAGACCAGACUUUAAAGAGAUUUUCAAUCAUUUAUGGGUUUAAGAAAAUAGCAAACAUUUUAAUAUAGAACCUUUAUAAUGUCUUUAUAAAAAAAAUACUAAUCUUUAUUUAGAUUAAUAAUAAACAUCUCCAACAUUUAAACAAAGAUCUUUAUCUUCUAUAAAUAAUUAAAUAUAAUCUGCUUUGA